CACAAUCUCCCGCCGCUCUUCCAACCCGGUUUAUAAUGCCUUUACUCAAGGAAAGUCGUGCUGCUAACCAGCCAUUCCUAUUUGCUGCCUCAGCUUGACUCCCUCAACUCUAUGGCCUUGCAUGAAACGAGGCGAUCCGGCCCCCCUCAUCCUCGCCUCGUUGUCUCGCGGGCCAGACCACAUUUGAACUACAACGCCGUUAAUUUAGCACUCAGAUGUCGUAGUUGUACUAUACUCGUGCUACGGGUGUUGUACUGCCACCCUCCGGCUUACCUGUUUCUUAACUCUCCCAUCCCUCCUUCCCCCCCAAAUCCGUGUUAUUGUAGUCGUCACGAUAUUUACUAGUGAUUUAUCACUUUGUCCCCAUCUACGUACUCCACGCCCACUGUCAUCCGCGCUGACUCUUCUGUCGACGCGACUCCCGCACUCCCAAUCCCUUCGUGAAAACCACGGUCUUACAUCGCGUCUCCCCGUGCUCUACUCUCUUAUCUCCGGUUUCCGAGUCCCCAAAACCUCACGUCGCGUCGCAUACCAGCGCGCCAACUUCACAACCACCUAUCCCAAACCGCCGCGCGUACUCAUCACCACAGCCCAUCAUGCCUCCCGUCCUCCGCAAGCGCAAGGCCCCCGUCGAGCCUGCUCCAGCUCCACCAUCCAAGAAGAAGUCCCCAGCUGCAAAGCCAGCCGCCAAGGCCAAGGCUGUAGCUGUUCCUGAGGCCAAAGCCGCAGUCAGCAAGACCAACGGCGCCGCCGCCGCCGCCGCGCCAGCCAAGAAGGCUACCAAAGUCGCAGUCGGCGACUCUAUUACCCUCGCCGGCUUCGGAGGCGAAAUUGAGACGCAGGACGGCGAGAAGACCACUCUCCAGAAGCUAGUGGAGGAGAGUGAGAAGGGCGUCGUGCUGUUUACGUAUCCCCGCGCCAGCACGCCCGGCUGCACCACGCAAGUUUGCCUCUUCCGCGAUUCCUACGCGCCAUUCACCGCUGCAGGAUUCGCCAUCUACGGCCUCAGCAACGACAGCCCCAAGGCGAACACCACGUUCAAGACUAAGCAGAACUUGCCUUAUGAUCUCCUCUGCGACCCGAAGGCUACGCUGAUUGAGGCGAUUGGCCUUAAGAAAAGCCCUUCUGGCACUCAGCGCGGCUUGUUCGUUGUGGACAAGGAGGGGAAGGUGUUGGCUGCUGAGCCGGGCAGUCCUGCUGGUACCCAUGCUGCGGUGAAGAAGCUGUUGGGCGCUGAUUCAGUGGCUGCUAAGGAGGAAGAUGUUAAGGAGGAUGUUAAGGAGGAUGAGGCGGCGGCUGAUGUAGCUGAGGCGGCGGAGAAGGUGGACACCGAUGCCGCUGUUGCGGAGUCAGUUAAGGCUUGAGAUUACUAGUAAAUGGUAUGAAAGUAUGAGGAGGGGAUGUUUGGUACACGGAUCUUCUAUGUAUCCGCUGACAAUGGAUUAUGAUGGACAGGGUAGCGUUUGUGCACGGCUUGUGCGGUAACUUUGCUUGUAGCUUUAAAUAAACGGAAACAACUUGAUUUGUUAUGUAUUUGCUAUAUGGUGAUCUUGUGGAAGAUGGCCAAUGGCUAUGUUUGCGUAAUCGUACCAGGAU
This is a messenger RNA of Pseudogymnoascus verrucosus, 1596 nucleotides long. RefSeq lists its product as uncharacterized. The record is from RefSeq and is a predicted model, not a curated record. Gene Ontology annotation, molecular function: thioredoxin peroxidase activity. The transcript has 2 exons. Gene Ontology annotation, cellular component: cytoplasm. Gene Ontology annotation, biological process: cellular response to oxidative stress; cell redox homeostasis. The coding region runs from base 597 to 1364 and encodes 255 amino acids. NCBI's taxonomy places the organism in Eukaryota, Fungi, Ascomycota, Leotiomycetes, Thelebolales, Thelebolaceae.